Molecule: messenger RNA, 2639 nt
Organism: Caenorhabditis auriculariae
Lineage: Eukaryota; Metazoa; Nematoda; Chromadorea; Rhabditida; Rhabditidae
Source: the annotation of a GenBank genome assembly
AUGGCGCGUGCGGUUGCACAUGGAAAGACAACGCCUCGGGUGUUUCUGCACCUGUUGUGCAAACACGUAAAUGGGUCUGAAUGGAUCGCGGUGGCAACAACAAGUUGUCCUCAAGAGCGAAACGUCGUCCAGGCUCGACAGGAGAACUUUUCAGUAGAGGUUAAUGAGAUUUUGUCAUAUCUGAUCAAGCCUUUGACGAAUACCUGUCUUGUGAGAUAAUUGAAGAGGAGGCAAAAAAAUCUAAUAUCCGACAAAAUCGCAAAAAUUACCUUAGUCGGUUACACAAACUACUGAAGAAAACCUAGAAAUUAUGGUUCAAUUUUCUUGCGAGAAAAAACUUUUAGCUUGAAAAGUUUUUUGUAGAAAAUUCACAAAAGUCAUUCGAAGUCUCAAUUUUUAAGAUUCCAUUCGCUCAUUCUCUUGAGUCCUACUAUGUUUUUUCAAAAAAAAACUUUUUUUUUGCAGGAAUCUAUGUGAAGUGCUUUUUUCAAAGUUUUUACGGAGACCUUUUCGUUUUCGGGAAAAAAUCAGAACAGGAAGUUUUUUCUGAGAAGAGUUAGUUAAUUACUUUCAUCAUUAAGUUAUCAUAUAAAAAGAAAAAAUUACCCGCAAACAAAAAUUGGAAUGAAAAUUAAUCUAUCUCCAAGGUGUAACUUAACAGUUCCUAAUUCAAAACAGACGGCAAAGUGAUUUAUCGCCCGCCAAUUUAGCAGCUAUGCAAACGGCUCUGUUUUCCGCCAAUCCGGACAAUGUUUUACAGCGAAUCCGUGCUCGUAAACUCUGAAACGCACCGGUCCGGGGAGCACGCACAGUCGUAAACGGCGAGGCAACACAUGGUUAAGGUGUGUCGCCGUCGCAACCGCGGCGCUUCAGAAUCAAGUGGACCGUCUUUUUACAACUUUUAUCAUAUGCGGUUAGGCAGAAGCUGACCUAUUUUUGGAUAAAAUAGCUAUAGUCAAUUGUCAAAAAAUAAUAAUUGGUGAAAAUUAAGACUUGGGGUUUUUGUUUUUGCAUUACGGGGAAAAGUUGAAAAUGAAAGAAAUUUUUUUUAGCAGAAAAUUGAAAAAGCAACUUCGAAUAUGAGCAUAAUGAACGAUUUUUUUACGAGCUUAAUUAAUAAACUUCAUGACUGGCAUCUGAAUUCCUGAUACUAUGAAAAAUAAAGUUUUUCGACACAUUUUUACCGAUUAAAAAAAAUUAUUUUUCUGAAAUAUUUUCAACUUCACUUUUUUAUGCUUUUUGAGAGCGAGAAAUCUAAAAUUCCUGACGCCAAAAUUACACAUUUGAAGCGGAAGGAAUAGAAAAAAAUUGAAAAAAAAAAUGAAAACGCUUUUUCAAGGAUUCAGCUGAGAAAUGAGAAGUUGAAAGUAGGCUCGGCUAGGUGUUUUCACAAACGUUCCGUUUGCAGAGGAUAAGCGUAAGCCCCCAUAAAUCGUAGAGCCAAGAGGAGAACGGAAAAAAGUAGCCAUAGCGGUGGUAAUGGACAGCUUGUCGCCCUGCCGUUGAACUUGCUGAGAAGUUUAUGAGACGAAAUGAUUCAAAUUACCGUUUCAGAGAGUGUAAAUAGUAGAAUAAAAUGCAAAAUAAAUGUUGCAGAACCAACAAAAAAGUGAAGAUUGUGUACAACUGCAUUUCUUAGAGAUAAUAGGCGUAUCAAGAGCCGUCUGUCAGCAGCAGAAGAGUGAGAGAGAAAGGAUGAGGGUCAUGGAUGAUAUAAUCAGAAAAGGGAGAAGGUUGAUUUAGAUGUUUGUACAGCGGAAGGCGACACAUAAUGUCUCUCAGGCAUUCAUUCAUGCGCUCAAAUCUCGACAGCCUCUACGAAAACCUAUCUUUUCCCCAGUCGGCCAUUUGUUUAAAGUUCCCGCCAAACUUUAUGGGUUUCAUGGGUCAUUAUGUUAAAGCGUUAAAAGCCAGCGGCUAGUACACAUAUCGUAAAGAAUGGCGUUCCAAAAAGCAAUAUCUUUGGACUUUGGCUUGUACGGCUUAAAGCUCAGGUUUUCCUAUUUGCGGGAUUUUAUGACCCAGUUGUAAGUUAAAAAAUGGCCCUCUACAGAAAAGUCAUCUAAAGGAUUUUCUGUAGAACGGGUCGAAAAAUGUGAUAAUGUUCUGUUGAAAGCUGAGUUUUACAUAUACUUUUUGAGAUAAGAGUUUUUAUGAAUUUCUGUUAAGCAGAGAAUGCUCAAGUGGUGUAAGUAUUUUUGAUAUCAUCCGACAAAUAAAUAGCAAAAUAGAGGAGAAUCUACAAGAGGCAAUCUAAAAAAGAACAUAGUCAAUAAUUAGUCCCAGAAACUUGUUUUCAGAGUUUUCUUGAAAUUUUCUUCACUUCAGAGCUCAGGAUGUUAUUUUGAUAACUCUCAGAAACAGAAAGUUGAAAAAAAUCUUAUGCGAUUUUGGUCCCUAACUUUGACUAGAAAGAAGAAAAAAACAAAACUGAAAAGAAUGGAAAGUCGCCGAGAUAUGCAGGUUUGCAUAUUCAGAUCUGUAAUGGGCGGACGACGGUCUGGCCGCGGAAACAGCCGAAAGAAGCACAAAUAGGCGCCGACAGAUGCGCGCGAGCACACACUCGCCGGCGUGUCCGGUGUUCUGCUACCGUGUUCCACUCCAUGCUUUUAUUUCCUGAGACUAACUCCCAAGUAUGA